Messenger RNA from Iphiclides podalirius (scarce swallowtail), 579 nucleotides. The record is from the annotation of a GenBank genome assembly. Lineage: Eukaryota; Metazoa; Arthropoda; Insecta; Lepidoptera; Papilionidae.
AUGAGUGUUUUAAGUGGUUUGAACAAGGCUGACUUCAAGACAGCUAGUGAUGGACUUUUGGAGCUUUCGGAGGAGAGGCUCCGAAGCAUCAUGCGCUCAGAGCCCAUAACAGAUGUCUACCAUGUCGAACAGACACCCUUUGCAAGUCUUCCACUAUUUCAGUCGAAUAACGGCGUGGGCGCAAAGCGAUUAAGUGAAACUCACAAUCAUUCAGCCAUAGGCAGGUACAUCAGCCGGAAUGGUAGGGAUCCGUGCGGUGGUGAUUUCACCGCAUCGCCCGGGGCGGCUCGUUUCCCGGGAUCGCGGCGCGACAGCGGUUUUUUUCCGUCCGCCGCCCGCUGCCCAGAUGCGUGCGCGCCUCCGACUUUCUACGGCCGAGCGGGCGCUGCGUUUUCACUUUCGAGGCGGCGGCGGACCGCGGAAUGCGGCCGGACCUCCGACCUCGAGUGUCGCCUCCCCGCCCUCGCUGCCCUUCGCCCAGUCGCUCACCGCUCACGUCUCUUUUGCACGAGGGCGCGAGGCAACAUUUUAACUGAGGCGAUGCGUGCGAAACCUCCACCCACUAUUUCACAUUGGUUG